ACUGAAAUGUGCAGGCUGUGUCACACUGGAUGCUCCCCAGAUGGAAGCUGGCUUGUGAGCAGCAGAAUUAGUCAUGGGCUGCACACCAUCCAAAUCCAACAUCACCUACUCGCACGUGCGCGUGAGUCGAGAUCUGGACACCUGUUCCACAUUUGUGCCCAGUUUAAAGAGCUCCGUUUCCACACCAGAGAGGCCUUCACCUCAGCUCUGUCUUGAGACGGCCAGCGGGAAGCAAACGUUUCUCAGUGUUCCUAGUCGUGACUGUUACGGGCGCUCCGUGAGUCAGCCCAGCAGCCCGGACGUAUGGAGCACGGUAAGCACCGGCAGCCCGUUCGGUCCGGAUCGACCAUGCGUACAGCCGAGCUGCACAGACAGCGACUCCGAGGACGACAACGCGCCUCCCGGCGCUAAACGAUGACAGUCAUGGUCGUCGUUUUUAUACCCCACCCUAGCUGAAAUGAAGGGAUUUGUUGUAUCCAAAACAAACGCCAAACUUGAGUAAUAUAUUUGUAUCUCUCUAGUAUCUAAAUCAAAAGAUGAACCAAAUAUAUAAUGUCCAAACAACCAUAUUCUAUUUAUCUUUAAAAGAAUGUAGCAGUGCUUCACAUUUCUGUUCUAUAAACAAAAUGCAACGGUAACACGUUACCCUUGAAAUGACAAGAAGAGAAUAAACGCCAACGUGCAAGCCUCGCGGUAUUUGGGAGAAUUCCCGCGAGAGUUUGCGGAUUUCGGACAGCGAAGAGGGCGAAAUGGAGAUAUGAGGUCUGAAAAGGAGCAGAGGACAGGAAGCAGGGAGCGAGGCAGCGUCGAGAUCCAGUUCAGGGAUUGUCAGAGGGAGCAGGACAACGUCGCGGUGAACCCGAAGCACAAGGAGGAGAAGAAGGAGGUCUUCACCAAGGUUGUCAUACGCCGAUUGCCACCCAGUUUAUCAAAAGACCAGCUUGAAGAGCAUCUGAGUCCUCUUCCAUCUUUUGACUAUUUUGAGUUCUUCCCUGCUGAUCAGAGCUUAUACCCGCAUCUCUUCUCAAGAGCAUACAUCAACUUCAAAAACCCAGAGGAUAUCAUUAUUUUCAGAGAUCGCUUUGAUGGUUAUGUAUUCAUUGACAAUAAAGGCCAAGAGUAUCCAGCUGUCGUAGAAUUUGCACCAUUUCAGAAGGUUUCCAAGAAAAAGUUAAAGAAGAAAGAUGCUAAAGCAGGAACUAUUGAAGAAGACCCAGAAUACAGGCGAUUUCUGGAAAACUAUUCUUGUGAUGAGGAGAAAUCAAUGGCCAAUCCCGAAACACUAUUGGGAGAGAUUGAAGCUAAAACCCGAGAACUCAUAGCCAAAAGGACAACACCCUUGCUGGAGUACAUCAAAAACAAGAAAUUAGAGAAACAGAGAAUAAGAGAGGAAAAAAGAGAGGAGAGGCGAAGGAGGGAACUGGAAAAGAAGCGACAGAGGGAAGAGGAGAAGCGAAAGCGCAGAGAAGAGGAGAGACGAAAGCGAAAAGAGGCUGAAAAGCAGAAGAAGCUAUCUGAAAAGGAGAUAAAAAUCAAGCUUUUGAAGAAGUGUGAUCGAGACGAUGACGUGGACUCAGACAGACUGAAAGAUAAAGGAGACAGUGGAGAGACAGAGAAGAACAGAUGGGAAAAGCAAACAGGACACACCAAGUCAAAGGAUUCCAAGGAUAAUAGGAGUCAAAUCGAGAGUGACAAGGAGCAGCGGGAAGGUCACGGCCGUCGGCAGAGGGACAAAGAGCAUCGCGGCAGAGACGAGGAGCGCAAACGACAGAGGCAUCACUACGAAUUUGACAAGUUCAUGCGGCGCAAAGAGGAGACCAAAUGGGGCAAAGGCUACUGUCAGGACAGAGCCAAGAAAGACCAACACCAUGGCUAUUCUUACUGCCCAGAGACCGGAGACAAACUGGGCAAAGAGGACCGAGAAGACAUGGGCAGCAGGAAAGAACGGAUUCGCAAUAAGUCUGUGUUAGUGCAUCAGGAGAAAAGGACUUCCCAGUCUGAGGGGCCAGACCAGAUAGGAGGGGCUCUGCCAGCAAAGGACCGACCGGCAAUGCAGCUGUACCAGCCUGGUGCUAGAAACCGCAAGCGAAUGGGCUCUGGGAACAAGACAUUUGACUUUCCACCAAUCUCUCCUGAACACGGUGGAGAACACUGCUACAAGACGGUCAUAGGUACAGGCUCAGAGAAGAGUGCAGACGAGUGAAGAAAAAAGCAAGACAGGAAGAAGUCUACUUUAGGAAGCGAGGGUUGUGCCAGUAUUGAAAGAACACUUAACUUCUACCUUGUUUUCUGUCUUCUGAUGUGUGAGUAUAGUGCACUGAAAUCCCCUUUAUACACAAAGUCUACAGUGUCAUAAAUUCUUCUGUACGCUUAUAAAGGAUUCACACCACUUCAUUGACAAAAAUACCUCAUUAUUUACAGAGAUCAGAUUUGUAUGCCUUUUGUAGUGCAAGAAAUGGAUUCCGUUAAAUGAGAAUAUAGAUAUAUAUAGAUUUUACUGUAAAGAAAAGCAGUGUGUUGUGAAAUCUGUAUUUUAAAUAUAUGUAAUGUGGGAUGGGGAACAGAGACAUAUUUUUUCUUUAGGAUAUAAAAAUGCUACACUGUAUUAAUAAAACUUAAAUUUAAGCAUGCAACUCUUCAUUUCACAUUUUCACACUGUAAUGCCUUUGAAUGAUGCCUCUAUUGUCCCUGACGUGUAUACAUUGUGGCUUUUCUAUAUUAAGAAAUACAACAGGAUAUAGCAAAUUUCAGAGCGUUGUUUUACCUGCGGGCCAAGAAGAACAAAAUUGUUUGUUAAAAUCGUCUUCUGUUAGGUCAAAUAACAUGUUUUGUGAUAUUUCUAACCAAUGCGCAUGUUUUUGCAGUCAUUCAGUGGUGGGAGGCUACAUGGGGUCACAUGCCUUACCUUUGAUUUGCACUUAAAGAUCCCUUCUGUUAUUAAAUAGCCUACAAAAAUACAGUUUUUAAAAUCAUUGCUGAGUCCAACAAAAAAGUGAACUCUGUAGAAUAUAUUAAAAAUGUGAUAUUGUAUUUGAUGGAUUGACCAUUUGUGUACAAUAAAGAUAUAUGAUUAUAUAAA
Molecule: messenger RNA, 3079 nt
Organism: Labeo rohita (rohu)
Lineage: Eukaryota; Metazoa; Chordata; Actinopteri; Cypriniformes; Cyprinidae
Gene: upf3a
Product: UPF3A regulator of nonsense mediated mRNA decay
Exons: 12
Coding region: 758-2203 (481 amino acids)
Biological process (GO): nuclear-transcribed mRNA catabolic process, nonsense-mediated decay; positive regulation of translation
Cellular component (GO): cytoplasm; nucleolus
Molecular function (GO): telomeric repeat DNA binding
Source: RefSeq, a predicted model, not a curated record